Molecule: messenger RNA, 1185 nt
Organism: Dama dama (fallow deer)
Lineage: Eukaryota; Metazoa; Chordata; Mammalia; Artiodactyla; Cervidae
Product: lipase member K
Exons: 9
Coding region: 1-1185 (394 amino acids)
Biological process (GO): lipid metabolic process
Cellular component (GO): intracellular membrane-bounded organelle
Molecular function (GO): hydrolase activity, acting on ester bonds
Source: RefSeq, a predicted model, not a curated record
AUGUGGCAGCUUUUAGCACCAACAUGCUGGAUGCUUCUUCUUGGACCUGUAUAUAGUUAUCACAAGAAAGGAAGCACCACAAAUCCUGAAGCUAACAUGAAUAUUAGCCAGAUUAUUUCCUACUGGGGAUAUCCUUAUGAAACAUAUGACAUUGUCACAGAAGAUGGUUAUAUCCUCGGAAUUUACAGGAUUCCUCAUGGAAGAGGAUGUCCAAAAACAGCGCCAAAGCCUGUUGUGUAUUUGCAACAUGGCUUAGUUGCAUCUGCCAGUAACUGGAUUUGCAACCUGCCCAACAACAGCUUGGCUUUCCUUCUGGCAGAUGUGGGUUAUGAUGUGUGGCUGGGGAACAGCCGGGGAAAUACUUGGUCCAGAAAACACUUGAAAUUUUCACCCAAGUCACCAGAAUACUGGGCCUUCAGUUUGGAUGAGAUGGCUAAAUAUGACCUUCCAGCCACAAUCAAUUUUAUCAUAGAGAAAACCAGACAAGAGCAACUCUACUAUGUGGGCCACUCCCAAGGCACCACCAUUGCUUUCAUAGCAUUCUCCACUAAUCCAGAGCUGGCUAAAAGGAUUAAGAUAUUUUUUGCAUUGGCUCCAGUCACAACCUUGAAAUACACCCAAAGUCCUAUGAAAAAAUUUACAAAUCUUUCCAGAAAAGCAGUCAAGGUAUUAUUCGGUGACAAGAUGUUCUCUCCGCACACAUUUUUUAACCAAUUCAUUGCCACCAAGGUAUGCAACCGGAAGAUAUUUCAUCGUAUUUGCAGCAACUUUAUAUUUACUUUGAGCGGAUUUGAUCCGAAAAACUUAAACAUGAGUCGCUUAGAUGUUUAUUUUGCACAGAGCUCUGCGGGAACAUCUGUUCAGACCAUGCUGCACUGGGCCCAGGCUGUUAAUUCUGGUCGCUUCCAAGCUUUUGAUUGGGGAAACCCUGAUCAGAAUAUGAAGCACUUCCACCAGCUUACACCUCCUCUAUACAAUGUUUCUAAUAUGGAAGUUCCAACAGCAGUGUGGAGUGGUGGACAGGACUGCGUGGCUGAUCUCAAAGAUGUUGAGAAUUUGCUCCCUACAAUUACCAAGCUCAUUUAUUACAAGUCAAUUCCACACUACAAUCAUGUGGAUUUUUACCUUGGACAGGAUGCACCCCGUGAAAUUUACCAAGACCUAAUUAGAAUGAUGGAGGAAUAG